Prunus armeniaca (apricot) is the source of this 279-nucleotide messenger RNA. The record is from the annotation of a GenBank genome assembly. Lineage: Eukaryota; Viridiplantae; Streptophyta; Magnoliopsida; Rosales; Rosaceae.
AUGGCCUCUACUUGUCUAUUUGAUUGUGGAUGUGUCGGAGAUGCAAAUGAUGUUUUUCCAUACGAAGUGCUCGAUUUUAGCAGCGGUGAUUGUAGCAAGGGCUUUGGCUUUGACCCAUUUUGUGAAGUAGUCCACUGCGAUGACUGCGAAUUUGAGUUGUCCCUUGCCUUGCGGCAUAGGGCCUAUGAGAUCCAGUCCUUAUUGUGCAAACGCCAAGGACUAACCAUCGGGGUGAGAGGUUCAGCUGGCAGCUUCGGUCACAUUGGUGCAAUUUCAUAG